AUGUCCCUCAAGGACAUCGGAAAGUACGAUGUAUCUGAAGAGGCGCAAGCUCUCAAAGAUAAAUUAGCAAGUCAAGACACUGAGAAUGCAGGCCUACGAAGCCGCCUAAUGAAGAGAGAGGCCGAGCUAGAGGAGUUAAAGACAUCGUUCAACGAAACAUUGUACAAGCUCAGUACCGAGGCCGAUCGUGCUCUCAGGCUUGAAAGCGAUCUGGCGCGGCGCUCAGACGAACUCAAGAUCGAGAAAAUGGCUUCUAGGAAUGGAGAAGCUGCACUUCUUGCUGCUCAGGAUAGACUGAAAGCUGAAGAACGAGCAGCACGAGAGCUCGAGGCAACGCUUGACACCAUGUCUUGCCAGUCCGAGUCAGUCAGGGCUCAGACUUUUAAACUGGAGACAGAGAAGCGAAAUAUGGAGUCUCGCGUGCGUGAGCUAGAGAGGAUGUUGGAAAGUACAAAACCCCAGCCAACAGCUAACUCACGAUUGCCGCAGCGAGGUGGGAGGCCUCGGUCUUCCUCUGUGUCCAGUUUCAGAUCACCAGCAUUGGAACAAGAACUCAAUGAUAUGAAAAUUCUCCUGGCGGAUAAAGAGAAGACCUUGCGCGACAUGGAAAUGAAACUCACUCGAGCUCAGGAAGAUCUUGUCAAGACACAGAAUACGCAAUUUUCAGUGGAGAAGGCUACGCAGGCCCGUAUCGCGGAGCUCGUAUCAGUAAUAGAGGACAAGGAUGAGGAGCUGGAGGUGCUGAAAUCAAGUCAGGGCGCGGGGAACGCAAUGGAGAGGGAGGAAGAGUUGGUGAAGAGGAUCGACGAAGAUGAAGUGAAGAUAAAGACAUUGGAAAGUCUCCUACGCGAGCAGCAGAGUGGACCCACACAGGCAGCGUAUGAUAAGCUGCAAAGAAGGCUACGUGCUGAAUCGGAGAAGCUUACCAGCUCAGAGAAGAUAUUGCGAGACCUGAUGGAGGAGAAAAAGGAAGCACAAGACGCAUGUACCAAUAUACGCCAGGAGCUGGACAGAACGGAUCAGCUUCUCCAUGACAGCAAGGAGCGUAUUAGAGCUCUGACGGUCAUUGAGAGGUAUGCUAUGCUUGGCCACCAGCCCGAUGGAUUGCUGAUAUUGAACUAG
Messenger RNA from Suillus discolor, 1122 nucleotides. RefSeq lists its product as uncharacterized. The coding region runs from base 1 to 1122 and encodes 373 amino acids. The record is from RefSeq and is a predicted model, not a curated record. The transcript has 3 exons. Lineage: Eukaryota; Fungi; Basidiomycota; Agaricomycetes; Boletales; Suillaceae.